Messenger RNA from Leptosia nina, 1584 nucleotides. NCBI's taxonomy places the organism in Eukaryota, Metazoa, Arthropoda, Insecta, Lepidoptera, Pieridae. The record is from the annotation of a GenBank genome assembly.
AUGAGUAAACAUGAUAAAAAACCGAACAACGAUGAAUCCAGCCGAAUGUGGGCCAGUGCAUCUUUCGUGGGCGUUCUGAUCAUCAUAGGAGUUCCACUAUGGUGGAAGACUACGGAAGUGUUCAGGGUGUCUCUGCCGUACGAUAAGAUCAAUUCUUUCGACUCCGACUCACAUUACAUCUCCACGGAGCUAAUCAUCUUGGCUAACGAUGCGCCGACUGCGGACGCCAUAGCGAACCACAUUCGCAAUUCGCUGCAUUCAGACGUGAUCGAAAUCAACAUUACAAAGCAAAUCCUACCUGAUAAACUUCGGGAAACCCUGGACGCCGUGGCCGAAGAGCAAGAGGCGGUGGAGGAGAUCGGAGGCAUCUUUGAUCUGAAAAAACAUAACGCCUUCUAUGUGGUCCAAAGAAAUCCACUGUUCCAAGACGUCUGGAUCGGUGGAGAGAGGCUGGCAUUCUUCAGGGAUGGAAAAGCUGCAAAUAACCUGAUGGAAGCACUCAGGAAAUGGAUCUAUGAACCGUCCGUGCUGCACGGUGCAAGGUCAGAAACGGCCGAUACAGCGAGGCAAGUCCGCUUUCCAGCAGGCAACGGGUACCACGUGGUCUUAUCUGUGGUGAACCCGAAACCUCAAAAACUGAAGGUGGAAUUCGACGCUGCUGAGGCUGUAGAAAAUUACAUCGGUUCGUUUGUCGACGAGUUGAAAGAGCUCCACAACAUCACGAUCAAGUCUCAGUGGUUGUAUUUGUUGGACUUCGACUUUCAGCCGAAAAAGACAGCCGAUACUACAAAAGUCGGCUACCACUACGCGAUCCGCCACGAAAGACUUCACCUGCUGCUCACGAAGUUGGAGGAAAGGGCGGCCACACACGUGUCCGAGUUACCGACUAUCAACCUCGCCCUGUACGUGACACAGUGUGACAUGGCACCGGCUUUUAUUUACGAUACUCGCGACCUAAAAGUGGAGUCGUUAACUCAGGCUUUCAUGUCUCCGAAAUGGGGCGGAGUGGUGUUGGGCAGCCCGACCCUCGAAGAAUGUGGUGACGGGACUUACAGACCCCGCGUGGCCCCGAUUAUGGGAACUUUCUUGGCCCAACUCCGAAAACUUAUUGGAAUCACCGAUAAGGCACCGAUCCGAGGGGGGUACUUAGAAGUGCUCCGAUCGGUCUCGCCUCGCCGCUGGGAGGUAGACGCGCUGCUCAGGUUACGAACUUUGGAGCAAGUCACUUCCGCCGAGAGAAGCUUAAAAUCUUUAGCCAAAUUAUUAGGUGAAAUUUCAAAUAUUGUGAUCAACGAAGACGUAGGGGCAUCUAUAAACACAGCGGUCGAAAACAUCCAGCAGGCCAGAGAUUGGAUGGCGGCUGGACGGCUGCUAGACGCGUAUAGGGCGUCGCAGCGCGCAUUCCUAGCUGCGGACACGGCCUUCAUGGAUCCCAGCCUCCUGGCGUUGCUUUACUUCCCCGACGAUCAGAAGUAUGCCAUCUACAUACCGCUGUUCCUGCCCAUCAUGUUUCCAGUCAUCUUGUCGUUGAAAAACCUCGUUUUGUGGUUCAGAGGAAAGACGCCCAAAGACAAGACUGAAUAA